Molecule: messenger RNA, 724 nt
Organism: Camelina sativa (false flax)
Lineage: Eukaryota; Viridiplantae; Streptophyta; Magnoliopsida; Brassicales; Brassicaceae
Source: RefSeq, a predicted model, not a curated record
AUUGAACNUACCCUGUGGACUGUAGCAUUGGUUUAUGGUUUCUUUAAGCAGGCCUCUCUUUCUGAAUCUGGGCGGGAUUUUAAGAUCACUCUUAUUGCUAGGCGUUCCCGUCAUAAUGCUGGAACCAGGUACUUGAAGCGAGGAGUAAACAGAAAUGGCAAUGUUGCCAAUGAUGUCGAGACCGAGCAGAUAGUGUCCGAAGAUGUUCCUGAAGACCACCCUAUGCAAGUGAGUUCUGUUGUGCAGAAUCGUGGCUCAAUCCCUCUUUUCUGGUCACAAGAGACCUCACGACUGAAUCUAAAGCCGGACAUAGUCUUGUCAAAAACGGAACCAAACUAUGAGGCGACUAGACUUCACUUUGAUAACCUUGUAGAACGAUAUGGAAACCCUAUCAUUAUUCUGAACUUGAUCAAGACAAAAGAGAAGAGACCUAGAGAGUCAAUCCUCCGAGAAGAGUUUGUUAAUGCAAUUGACUUUAUAAACAAAGAUUUACCUGAGGAAAAUCGUUUGCGAUUUCUCCACUGGGACCUGCACAAACAUUUUCGGAGCAAAACAACAAAUGUCUUGGCACUCCUCGGCAAAGUAGCUGCCUGUGCAUUGAUGCUAACAGGUUUAUUUUACUAUCAAGUCACACCAGCCAUGAAGAUUGAGGGUUACAUGAGCUUGUCUUCUUCUUCUGAGUAAGUCCUCUAGCUUGAAUUCUUCCAUCACUUGUUUAUAUCAU